AUGGGAACACGGGGUACCCCUCAGGGAGCGGUGUUAUCACCGCUCCUGUUCAACAUAGCUAUGAUGCGCCUCCCAAGCCAAUUGGCCCGGGUGGAAGGCAUUCAACACGCGGUAUAUGCAGAUUAUAUUACAAUCUGGACCACCGAGGGGAGCCUUGGGGAAAUAGAGGACCGCCUUCAGCGGGCCGCUUCCAUAGCCGAGGCGUAUGCCAUCGACUGUGGGCUAAAAUGUGCUCCAGCCAAAUCAGAGCUUCUGCAUGUCAGAGUGAACCCAAAGGAUAAGUCAGCAAUACACAUCGCUCUGUCGGGAGGUCCUAUCAGAGAGGUGAAUGAGCUCCGGAUUCUAGGCCUGUUCAUUCACCACAGACUCCGACCGGACUCAACUAUUGCGAAACUCAAGAGAGUAGGCGAAGAGGUAGGGCGCAUGGUCCAGCGUGUUUCCAACAAGCGGGGCGGUCUGCGAGGCAGGGACGCGCUUCGGCUAGCCCAUGCCUUCGUGACUAGCCGGAUCCUCUACGCCGUGCCAUACCUUCGCACUACUAAGCAAGAAGACGAGCGAAUAGACGCCAUCAUCCGCAAAGCAACUAAGCGAGCCCUGGAUCUCCCGGUGACUACCUCUAACGCAAAACUCAAGGCGCUGCGGGUGCUCAACUCCUACCAGGAGUUGCGGGAGGCCCACCUCGUGAACCAAUACACGCGGCUCAUGCAGACAGCCCCCGGGCGCCGCCUGCUCAACCGCUUACACAUCCAACACGCUUGCACUCCAAAGGAGGCGGAGCGUAUUCCAGAACUGUGGCGCCAUAUGCUCUGGGUCUCUCCGCUCCCUCGUAACAUGGACACCGACACGCACGAAAGCAGACGACAAGCGCGGGCUCGGGCGCUUGAGAGAUAA
This is a messenger RNA of Dermacentor silvarum, 891 nucleotides long. RefSeq lists its product as uncharacterized. The transcript has a single exon. The record is from RefSeq and is a predicted model, not a curated record. The coding region runs from base 1 to 891 and encodes 296 amino acids. NCBI's taxonomy places the organism in Eukaryota, Metazoa, Arthropoda, Arachnida, Ixodida, Ixodidae.